Molecule: messenger RNA, 1515 nt
Organism: Coccidioides immitis RS
Lineage: Eukaryota; Fungi; Ascomycota; Eurotiomycetes; Onygenales; Onygenaceae
Exons: 4
Coding region: 1-1515 (504 amino acids)
Molecular function (GO): monooxygenase activity; heme binding; oxidoreductase activity, acting on paired donors, with incorporation or reduction of molecular oxygen
Source: RefSeq, a predicted model, not a curated record
AUGUCUUACGUGGUCGACACUCUUACAUACGGCGGCCUGAUCUGGGCUGCUUACCUCGCUGGCUUGGUGAUAUAUCGCCUGUAUUUUCAUCCUCUCGCAAAAUUCCCGGGGCCUAGGUACGCUGCCCUGAGCCGAUGGCAUGAAAUAUAUUACGACGUCUACCUGGGAGGGAAAUUUAUAUUCCAUAUUGAAGAUUUACACAAGAAAUAUGGUCCGAUUGUUCGAAUUGCACCUGAUGAGCUACACGUUAUCGACUCGGACUUCUUUGAUACUAUCUUUACCAAAGCUGGAAGAGUGGACAAAUAUGAAUGGUUAUCAAACCGCUUUGGCAAUGCUACUUCCACCCUGACAACAGCCCCAGAUAGCCUCCAUAAGCUGAGGCGAGGAGCCCUGAACCCUUUCUUCUCGAGAAAGCGGAUUAUUAAUCUUCAAGAGCUUGUUCGAGAAAAGAUCGCGAUUCUGGUCGGCAAAAUCAAUGAAUACAAAGAAUCAGGGGCUCCAAUGACUAUCAGCAGAGGAUACAUGGCUCUCGUCGAAGAUAUUAUCAUGCAGUACUGCUUUGCUCGGGAUUACAAUCACCUUGAAACUCCUAAUUGGAAACCUAUCUUCCACGAUCCUUUAAUGGCCAUCAGCAUGAGCGGGAAUGCGGCCCUUCACUUUCCCUUGGUGCCCAAGAUAAUGGAAUGCCUACCUCAGUCUUGGGUCGUUAAGCUCAACCCCUUAUACGUUCCCAUUUUCCGGCUUCAAAAUGACUUGAGCCAGCAAAUCCGUAAUUUGAAAGAAGAUAAAGUCGAUGCCAAAGAUGGCCGCGCGACCGUGUUUUUUGAGUUAAUCCAUGGUGACCUCCCCGCAAGCGAAAAGGAAGAUCGCCGUGUGCGAGACGAAGCACAGCUAAUUAUAGGCGCUGGCCUUGUCACGACCUCAUGGGCGCUUAGCGUCGGCACUUUUUUCCUUCUGAGCAAUCCUGAAGCGCUUGCCAAGUUGCGACGCGAGCUGGGAGAGGCUAUCAGGGAGGACAAAUACUCUAAAACACUCCUUCAGUGGGCUGAACUAGAAAAGUUGCCUUAUUUGACUGCUGUGAUAAAGGAAUCUAUUCGACUCUCCUAUGGCACAUCGUCACGUAACGUCCGCCUCUCCCCCAACUCCCUAAAAUACAAGGAUUGGGUGAUCCCAGCACGCACACCUGUGUCCAUGACAAUUCCCUUCCUGAACCAUGACGAGGAGAUAUUUCCUGACUCCCACGCCUUCAACCCUGAGAGGUGGCUGAAUUCGCCGAAAACAAGCAACGGAUCAAACCUGGAUCGAUAUUUUGUCGGAUUCGGGAAAGGAACAAGAUCGUGUUUAGGCAGCAAUUUGGCGUGGUGCGAACUCUACCUGAUCUUUGCCACCAUAUUCCGAUAUUUCGACUUCGAGCUCUACAAAACCGAUAAGAGCGAUGUAGAAUUAGUGCACGAUUAUUUUUUACCGUUCCCGAAGCUCGACACAAAAGGCAUUAGGGUUCGCGUGAAGCAGUAA